Molecule: messenger RNA, 2612 nt
Organism: Hylaeus anthracinus
Lineage: Eukaryota; Metazoa; Arthropoda; Insecta; Hymenoptera; Colletidae
Gene: Pka-C1
Product: cAMP-dependent protein kinase catalytic subunit 1
Exons: 2
Coding region: 1213-2274 (353 amino acids)
Biological process (GO): peptidyl-serine phosphorylation
Cellular component (GO): cAMP-dependent protein kinase complex; nucleus
Molecular function (GO): cAMP-dependent protein kinase activity; ATP binding
Source: RefSeq, a predicted model, not a curated record
GAGUACGGAAAUACCUCUCUAGCUUUCCGAAGCGGCACUUGGUUAUUUUCGCAUCCGUGCGAAAUCCCGAACGAACGAGCGGAGAGAGCCGCGUCGCCAUCUUUAGGAACGGUACCGACUGCCUCCGCUACCGCCGCCUGUCCCGUUCUAAGAGGGCAAAGUCAAUCCGCGAGUAUAGUAAAACAAUUAGUGUAUUUAGUGCGAUAGCGCGUACAGUAAUUCCCCUAUCGCGAGGAGACGCGAAACAUAACCGUACGCGAUGUUCAUUUAAUACGGGACGGAGUCAAAGUUUUUUGCGCGCGUGUGUGUGUCCCGUGUAAGUUCAGCAGACGACGUUUCGUAAGAGUUGGAGGGUUGGGAACGAACAAAAAUCAAAACGUCGUUCUCUCGCUCGUACGACCCUCGUUCAAGCAUCGCGACUACGACCGUAAAUUCAGUCGCACGGCACGUUCCGCUGCGAAUCAACCAGUGUGUAGUGUUUUGAUCUGCCGAACCGUGUGGGACAGGCACGUCAAUGGUAGUCGUGGCAGAUGUACGCGGCUACGAAUUAAGACAGGAGUAGAAAAGAAAGGGGGAGGAAGGGAAAGAUUGAGACGGGUGUAGAGAAACGACACCAACGACAGAGACCAGUACAAUUGACAGGAAAGAUGGCGCGAGGUGUGGACGAGGAUUAAUGCUGACCCAUUUUUCCGCGCGAAAUCGCUCGGUCUAAGUUUCUCGUGCGAUUCGAGGUAACCGCGAAGGUUCCAAUUCCUCGUUCGCGAGGGUACGGGUACCUGACGUGUGAUUCGAACUGAACCAAGUAAAUAGUAAGCAAAGGGAUACUCCGCUUUCGGUAGGAGUGUAUUCACCGUGCGGUGCGCGCGUGUGCCCUGUUUCUUGCGUAAGUGUGAGUGCCCCUUUCGACGUGUGCGGGUUUCCGUAGAGUCGGCAUUGGCGUGACAUCGUGCCCUGACUGUCAUCGACGUAACGAGAGAACGGUAAAAGACAAAAAAAAAAAAAAGGGUGUCGAAAAAGUAACGAAAUACCGGUGCUGGUGGUACCGAUAAGUGUACGCGGAAGAUAGCAAAAUUUCUGAAGAGGCCAGUGGUUCGCGGGGCCUUGAUAGGCUCGGCUCCCGUAGAAGACCAACGAAGACGAAGACGCUGUCUUCGGUAAUUUCACGAGCUGCGUAGAGCCCUGGCCGGCUCGGAUAUCAUCGCAGCUGCUAAGAUGGGCAACAAUGCCGCGACCGCGAACAAAAAGGUUGACGCUGCCGAGAGCGUCAAGCAGUUCCUCGACAAGGCAAAGAAGGAGUUCGAGGAUAAGUGGCAGAAGAACCCGACGAACACCGCCGGUCUCGAUGACUUUGAGCGUAUCAAGACUCUCGGUACCGGCUCGUUCGGUCGUGUCAUGAUAGUCCAACACAAACCGACCAAAGAGUAUUACGCCAUGAAGAUACUCGACAAGCAAAAGGUCGUGAAACUCAAGCAAGUCGAACACACGCUCAACGAAAAGAGAAUACUGCAGGCGAUCAGCUUCCCGUUUCUGGUAUCGCUACGGUUUCACUUCAAGGAUAAUUCCUAUCUGUACAUGGUACUCGAAUACGUACCCGGUGGCGAGAUGUUUAGCCAUCUCCGCAAGGUCGGCCGUUUCUCCGAACCACACUCGCGUUUUUACGCGGCGCAAAUCGUCCUAGCGUUCGAGUAUCUACAUUACCUCAACAUAAUCUAUAGGGACUUGAAGCCGGAGAAUCUGCUGAUCGAUUCGCAGGGUUACCUGAAAGUCACCGAUUUCGGUUUCGCCAAAAACGUGCAGGGCAGAACAUGGACCUUGUGCGGAACGCCCGAGUAUCUCGCGCCCGAAAUAAUCCUAAGCAAAGGUUACAACAAGGCCGUGGACUGGUGGGCGCUAGGUGUCCUCGUUUACGAGAUGGCUGCCGGUUAUCCGCCAUUUUUCGCCGAUCAACCGAUCCUCAUCUACGAGAAGAUCGUCGGCGGCAAGACGCGAUUCCCCACGCAUUUCGGUUCCGAUCUGAAGGACUUGCUCCGCAAUUUGCUGCAAGUCGAUCUCACCAAGAGGUACGGUAACCUGAAGGCCGGCGUGAACGACAUCAAGGGUCACAAGUGGUUCGCCCAUACCGAUUGGAUAGCAGUCUUCCAAAAGAAAAUAGAGGCGCCGUUCAUACCCAAGUGCAAGGGUCCCGGGGACACGAGCAACUUCGACGACUACGAGGAGGAGACGCUCAGGAUUUCGUUGACGGAGAAGUGCGCCAAGGAAUUCGCCGAAUUCUGAAUUUCCCAUCCGGAUAGAAGAUGGAUACACGUGUCGCGUAUUUAUUCAUACGCGAUGGUUCGUCACUCGUUGGUCGCUUUUCGGUCGAGAGAAAGAGAUAGAUGAAGUAAGAUGAAAUUAUUGGAUGGAGAGGGAGCGAACGAGAGAGUGAAAAAAAGAGUGAGUGAGAGCUGGCGAGGAGAGCGAAAGUGUAAGUAAGGUUAUGUAUGUAUGCAUGCAAGCGGGAAAGAAAGGAAAUACGGGUAUGAGUGAGCGCGAAUUGCAUGAUUGCGUGCGUGGUUCGGGAAAGCUCGCAGGCGAAGAUAGAAUUCAAGAUUUCGCCAGGGAUUUUUUUUUGG